This is a messenger RNA of Malaclemys terrapin pileata, 4848 nucleotides long. It is a transcript of the gene RAB9B, whose product is annotated as RAB9B, member RAS oncogene family. Gene Ontology annotation, molecular function: GTP binding; GTPase activity. Lineage: Eukaryota; Metazoa; Chordata; Testudines; Emydidae. Bases 327 to 932 code for a protein of 201 amino acids. The transcript has 4 exons. Gene Ontology annotation, biological process: Rab protein signal transduction; retrograde transport, endosome to Golgi. Gene Ontology annotation, cellular component: phagocytic vesicle; late endosome; lysosome. The record is from RefSeq and is a predicted model, not a curated record.
GCAUGCGUGGUGGUGGGCAGGGCGGGGUACCACACCGGGCUGGCCGGCGGCUGCCCUCGCCCGUCCCCGGCUCAGGUAGGAGGCGGUGGGGACGGGCGCGGCGGCGGUUCUGCGAGGUGUUUGCAGCAACAUAUGCAGAACUGGGUAAAGUGCUCUUGAAGUCAAGCCGCUUUUGACAAGGGAUUUAGAGAGGAGGAUCAGAGGGUUUCAGCUGUCAGUGUGAAUGUAACGAUCGCGAAAGGUGACAGCUUGACAAUCCUGGAGACUGAAGUCAUUUAUCACUAGAACAGGUUGUCCUACUCCUGCACUCCUUCUGUGUUGCUGCAAUGACUGGAAAGUCCCUGCUCUUAAAGGUCAUUCUCCUGGGGGACGGUGGAGUUGGGAAAAGUUCCCUCAUGAACCGUUAUGUCACCAACAAGUUUGACUCACAGGCUUUCCACACCAUAGGGGUGGAGUUCUUAAACCGCGAUUUGGAAGUGGAUGGACGUUUUGUGACCCUCCAGAUUUGGGACACAGCAGGACAGGAGCGUUUCAAGAGCCUGCGAACCCCCUUUUACAGAGGAGCAGACUGCUGCCUGCUGACCUUUAGUGUAGAUGACCGCCAGAGCUUCGAGAACCUGGGCAACUGGCAGAAGGAGUUUGUCUAUUAUGCAGAUGUGAAGGACCCUGGCCACUUUCCAUUUGUGGUCCUGGGCAACAAGAUAGACAAACUUGAGAGGCAGGUGACCACAGAAGAGGCCCAAGCAUGGUGUUUAGAAAAUGGGAAUUACCCUUACCUGGAAACCAGUGCCAAGGAUGACACCAAUGUGGCAGUGGCCUUUGAGGAAGCUGUGCGGCAGGUGCUGGCUGUGGAGGAGCAGCUGGAGCAUUGCAUGUUGGGGCACACCAUUGACCUGCACAGCAGUUCCAAAUCAGGAUCUUCAUGUUGUUAGGAGUCACCUAGGGAUUGUACCCAGGACUGAUUGUUUAAAUAGAACAAGUGCAAAUGGCUCUUGGGCAUGCUGAGGUAUGCAGACAGAAAGGACAAUGGGUGGGGUCACUGGCUGUAGGAGUCGCAGCCUUUCUAGCUGUAUAACAGUUGGAGUUUAUGGGUGUGAAGAAGAGGAUUAGGGGAGAGAACUAAUUAGGUGCAUUUGGAAGUAGUUCUCCCCCCUCCCUUCCUUCUUUCUAACAGAUCUAAGGACAGGGUUAAUCUGAGAGGGUUGCAAAUUAUGGUCUGUGCCAAGAUCUAUUCACAAAAUGAGACUUGCGGAGUGCUAGACAUUCCCCAAAUUAUUUUAUUAAUGAACUGAAAAGUACUAAGCCCACUAACCUCUGCUGCACCUCAUGACUGUACACUGCCAAAGUAAGGUUUGAUCAGGUUGCUGCAAAUAAUAAAACCAAAUGGGAAGAUUUCAACCUGGAAUUGGCAUAAGGGUGCCAACUAUAGGAAUGAUUGACAUAGUUCUGUUGCUUAAAUUAAUCCCUUGGCAUCCUGACGUGCCCUAGUCUUUCUGACGCUCUCAAAAGAAACUUGCAGUGUGGUAGAAUGAUGCUGUGAGUGCAUCACACUGGAAAGUAACAAUGUUCCAAUCAUUUGAAGAACAGGGUAUGAGGGAGUGGAGUAUGUUUGAAUGUUGCAGCCUUCAUUCUAGAUAGCUGCCUACCUUGGUCAGUUUUCUUCCCAUAUCUAACUUUGCUCCAUAUGGAUGUUACUUUCCUAGUGUGACUAGCCUCCUCCUAGUUUGUGUACGCCCUUGUUUUUUUCUGAGGCUCAACACUAGAUGGAGCUGCUCACCUUUUGGGUGACACUGGGCAAAUCCUACCUCACUCAUAGUCUCAAUGUCUUGCCUGUGAGGAAGGCUUUAGAAUGAACAUGGAGGACAGUCGACUCUGUGUGAAUCUUUCGCGGGUCUCGGUGCCAUGUAAUUACUAACAGAUCAUGGCCCCAGCUACAGGCUCCUACACUGUUGAUGGACUGAAUAACAACUCCUAGAAGUGCAGAUGACUGGGCCAGUAAAACCACCCUUUCGUAAGUGUGCUGGUGUAGCGGCCCUGGUUCUGGCUGUGCUUUGUUAGCCCAAGGGUCACUGUCUUAAGCCACUUCAACUCAUCUCCUUUAAUCUGGAUGCUGCAGCUCUGAAUCAAUUAAAUCUGCCCCCUCCUCUGAGCACCCCACAUUCCCCCUCCUCCCUCCCGCUCUGAUCUUGGUUGGGGAUUGCUAAGUGCUUCCCUGCUCUCCACUCGCCCUGCAGCCUCUGCACCCCGCCCCCCACUCCUGCAGCCUCUGUGCCCCUGCUCCACACUGUCCCUGCAGCCUCUGCACCCCCCCGCCCCUGCAGCCUGUGCGCCCCCCGCCUGCCCUGCCCCUGUGCCCCCCUGCAGCCUCUAUGCCCCUACCUGCCCUGCUCCUCCUCGCCCUGCAGCCUCUGCACCCCCCGCCUGCCCUGCCCCUGCAGCCUCUAUGCCCCUGCCUGCCCUACUCCUCCUCACCCUGCAGCCUCUGCACCCCCAUGCCUGUCCUGCCCCUGUGCCCCUUGCCUGCCCUGCUCCUCCUCGCCCUGCAGCCCCUGCACCCCCCCGCCCCUGCAGCCUGUGGGCCCCCGUCUUCCCUGCCCCUGCGUCCCCCUGCCCCUGCAGCCUCUAUGCCCCUGCCUGCCCUGCUCCUCCUCGCCCUGCAGCCUGUGCACCCCCACGCCUGCCCUGCUCCCCCGGCAGCCUCUGCCUGGCGGGGGCUUUGGAUGCUCAGCGGUGACCGGGGCAGCGUGGGUCCCUGCAGCCCCGGCACACGCCGCACUCCCUGCCCCGCGCCGCAGCCUCCUUCCUGCCGCGUGGGGCUGCAGGAAGGGUCCCUCAGUGGCCGGGGAGUCCCCGCCUGUGAGGGAAGCCCGAGCCGCUGGCUGGGCCCGGCCUCCCCGUGGUCCUGUGGGCUCGGCUGGGGCGUGCGGUCCGCCCGGCCUCCGGGGGCAGCAGCGGCCCCUCUGCCGCCUUCUGUGGCUGCGCCCCCCCCUUCCCCCACCUGAGCUCGCUACAAUGUAGCUGGGCGGCUGGGCUGCGCUGCGGACCCGGCGGGUCGUGCUGGGGCCAGGCAGACCCUGGCUUAUGCUGCCUCCCUAUUUCCCCGGACAUGUCCGGCUUUUUGGCAAUUCCCCCCGGACGGGGAUUUGAGUACCAAAAAGCCGGACGUGUCCGGGGAAAUUCAGACGUAUGGUAACCCUACCAAAAGGGUGAGGAGUUCAGUGAACUUUCUCUGCAUUUACUGCAGUCUUACUGUUCUGGUUGAUAGACUUGAGUGGUAGGGAAGCCAUUUCAGCUAAUUGAAUCUUCCUUAGCCAGAUGACUGGCUCCAGUCAGUGGGGAAGAGCUCUGGGCUGCCUCAAAAUGGCUGAAAAUCAAAAUUUUGUAGAGAAAACAUAUUACAAAUAAAGCCGGGGCUUUGCUAACCCAGGGCUCCGGCCUGUAUGUGGCUACCAGUCUCAAGCUAUCCAUCUGUAGCAUUGGGAUCAGUGCUUGCUCGCUACUAUGUAUUCUGCAGUUUUAUGCUCUGUUUGUCAAAGAUUAUGUUCUGAUGACUCUGUCUGUAACUGUAGAGAGGCCUGUCUCGGGGAGAGCUCCCCUGCAGUCAUCUCAGUGCUGAGGAGCGCAUCCAUCAUGGGCCCGGUUGAUCCCAUGUUCCCCUGUGUGAGCCUUGAUGGUAAGUCUCUCAGCUCAAAUACAGCAGCUUUGUUAACUUUGUCUGCUGGACAAUGGAAGUUAGUCUCAGUUGCCUCCAGGCUCCUGCCUUGCAGAGGGAGUGUGUACUUUGCAUUAACACAAGAUAAGUCUGCCUUCUCUCUGCAGGGCAAUAAUGUGGAAGUGAUGAUAGCUGCAAAGGGUGGGGCCUAAUUUUAGUGAUGUUGAGCACCUGCAACUCCCAUCGACCUAAAUGGGGCAUUGCUUGAUGCUUUUGGAAAAUCAGACCUAUGGUGUUGACAGGGGUGCCCUGCAUCUCCCUAGUUACACUUUGCUUAUACUAUUUUUAUUUAGCAAUCUUGGAUCUCCACGGGCGCCCCCAGAGUUACUAAGGGCCUUGCCUUCAUUAUAAUGGUACUUGAUAAUUCCAGUGGAAAUUCUAUAACCCAAACUCUGUCUCCUAUAGUCCUGGUUAAAGACUUAGUGUAGACAAAUUUGGGAACCAUGUUUAAAAGUUAUUCUAAUUGAGCCGGUUUCUAAGAUGAUUCAGUAUGGAUGGGCUAAAAGGUGUUAGAAUGUUUAUAAAUCAUAGUGAUGGAGCCUAAAUGUAUUUAGUCCAGCUAGGCCAGAUGUUAAGUGAAGCCCCCUUUUUUUUGACCAUGCUGCUUUUCCAGCCUAGUUAUCGCAUGAUCUGUCUGAGCAUCAACCCUUUCUAGGAAAAAGUACAAUUACUGUGAACAAGCUGUGAUGUGUGAGGGAGAAUGCGCAGCAGUGUAUCUUCCUGUACUUUGGGUGCUUGUUGACGCUUAUGGCUGAAGCUUGAAAACCUUCACCGUAUGUGAACUGUGCAUAUAGGUUUACUAGCUGUCUGUAUAAACCUGGAGUGUGUUAGUGUCUUUUGUUUGUUUUUAACAAACGAUAUGGUUAAUUUUUUUAAAAGCUGUAUGUAAACUCCAUUUUUAAAAACAAGUACGGUAUUUUGUGUAUUCAUUUAAUUUAUUUUCAACCAAUGCGCGCACAAUUCCUGGGAGAGCCAGGAUCGUGAAUUCUUCAUUAAAGGUCUAUUGCCAACUGCUUGUCUUGGAUGGCCCCUCCUUGACACACUCUGCUGCGAUUGCUGCUGGUAAAGAAACUGGGGUUGUAAAACUGAUAAUUUACCUUGAUUUUAACCAAUAAAAGAUGGAUGUAUAAAGUGAA